Messenger RNA from Leptopilina heterotoma, 1008 nucleotides. It is a transcript of the gene RpL7A, whose product is annotated as 60S ribosomal protein L7a. Gene Ontology annotation, biological process: ribosome biogenesis. Gene Ontology annotation, cellular component: ribonucleoprotein complex. The record is from RefSeq and is a predicted model, not a curated record. The transcript is spliced from 4 exons. The coding region runs from base 144 to 950 and encodes 268 amino acids. Lineage: Eukaryota; Metazoa; Arthropoda; Insecta; Hymenoptera; Figitidae.
AGCGCGAGCGGCGCAAGUGUCAAAUGAGGUUAGUUUCUUUUUCUUUUCACGUUCGGCCGCCAUCGUUGCUGUUUUGGCAACGAGGUUAUUUCUUUUAUAUUCCAUAAAUUUAGAAGGAAUCCUUUGGAUUUUCCUUAAGCAAAAUGGUGCAAAAGAAGCCGAAGAAGAAGGUAGGAAAGAAAGUAGCAGCUGCUCCUUUAGCUGUGAAAAAAGUUGAACAGAAAAAACAAACUAAUCCUUUGUUUGAAAAAAGAACCAGAAACUUUGGAAUUGGUCAAGAUAUCCAACCUUCUCGCGAUUUAAGUAGAUUCGUUAAAUGGCCCAAAUAUAUUAGAAUUCAAAGACAAAAAUCUGUCUUGGCCAAAAGAUUGAAGGUGCCACCACCAAUCAAUCAAUUUACACAGACCCUCGACAAACAAACAGCGACGCAGUUGUUUAAAAUAUUGGAAAAAUAUAGACCAGAAUCAGCUGCAGCUAAAAAGCAACGACUAAAAGCAAGAGCUGAAGAGAAAGCUGAGAAAAAGGAAGAUGUGCCUACAAAGAGGCCAAAUGUGUUGAGGAGCGGAGCAAAUGCCGUAACAACUCUUGUUGAACAGAAAAAAGCUCAACUUGUUGUUAUCGCCCACGAUGUCGAUCCCAUUGAGGUUGUCCUAUUUUUGCCAGCUCUUUGCAGAAAGAUGGGCGUUCCAUACUGCAUCGUAAAAGGAAAAGCUCGUUUGGGAAGACUUGUCAGGCGCAAGACAUGCACUGCCGUUGCUCUUACGCAGGUUGACUCCGGCGACAGAGCAAACUUCACUAAAGUCGUUGAGGCAAUCAAGACCAACUUCAACGAUAGGUACGAUGAGAUCAGACGUCACUGGGGUGGUGGUCUUCUUGGCAGUAAAUCUACCGCCAGGAUAACGAAAUUGGAGAAGGCAAAGGCGAAGGAACUUGCCCAAAAGCAAGGUUAAUAGGUUGGAUAUUGUACACCAUUCUGGUAAAGCAAAUAAAAAUUUGUAAAAAAGACAA